This is a messenger RNA of Orbicella faveolata, 4038 nucleotides long. RefSeq names its product collagen alpha-1(I) chain-like. The record is from RefSeq and is a predicted model, not a curated record. NCBI's taxonomy places the organism in Eukaryota, Metazoa, Cnidaria, Anthozoa, Scleractinia, Merulinidae.
AUGGUCCGACUGGCUUCGUGGGGACAGUUGUUGGUUUUCGUACAACGGAACAGACUAUUGAGCGUUAGAUUACCUGGUGGAAUCGUGACGCACGGUUUUCCAGUUGUUGGUGUGACAGCUCCAGGUUUUGUCGGACCACUUUUCGGUGUUGUGGUUGCUCCUGGCACUCCUGGGCGCAUAACACAUCCCGGCCCUCCGGGUCCGCCAGGUCCGCCGGGACCUCCGGGCCCACCAGGUCCACCGGGUCCUCCUGGACCACCCGGCUUACCGGGUGGAGAUGUUUUGGGACCUCCGGGACCACCAGGACCUCCAGGACCUCCAGGGCCUCCAGGACCACCGGGUCCCCCUGGUUUUCCUGGGGGAGCAGUUGUAGGGCCAUUUGGUCCCCCUGGCCCACCGGAUCCGCCGGGACCUCCUGGACCUCCGGGGCCUCCUGGACCUCCGGGUCCCCCAGGCCCACCUGGACCACCGGGUGUUCCUGGGGGUUUAGUAGUAGUUUUGCCUGGUUUCCCGGGUUUUCCUGGUUUCUUGGUUGGACCGCCUGGACCUCCGGGUCCUCCCGGACCUCCCGGCCCACCUGGACCUCCGGGUCCACCUGGACCACCGGGUCCUCCGGGUCCUCCGGGUCCUCCUGGACUGCCGGGUUUUCCUGGUCGCUUUGUUGUUGGUCCUCCUGGUCCUCCUGGUCCUCCGGGCCCACCAGGUCCUCCGGGUCCGCCUGGUUUCCCUGAGAGAGAAAAUCACACAUCAGCAAUACUAGAGGUUUUCUGGAAACUAUACAGAGCCUACCGCGUAAAUGCACGUGACUACAAGUCUUUGCACGUGACUUAUCAUAUCAGUUUUGGUGUCUUGGGUGUUUUAGGAGUAGUCUUAGCUGGCCCUCCUGGUCCACCAGGUCCUCCUGGCCCGCCCGGUCCUCCCGGUCCGCCCGGACCUCCAGGCCCGCCGGGAUUUCCAGGCGCAUACUUGGUCGGUUUUGUAAUAGUACCGGGAGGUUUUGUCUUUGGUCCUCCAGGUCCACCGGGGCCACCGGGUCCUCCCGGCCCACCAGGUCCUCCGGGCCCUCCGGGACCUCCUGGCCCUCCCGGUGAUCCUGGAGUCUUGGUAGGUUUGGUUGGUUUCCCUGGAGGUCGUUUUGUUGUCUUGGGCCCACCUGGUCCUCCUGGUCCACCCGGUCCUCCUGGGCCACCUGGGCCUCCUGGACCUCCGGGUCCCCCUGGACCUCCAGGUCCCCCCGGACCUCCUGGUCGUCCAGGCUUUUUAGUUGGCUUCGUCGUGGGUGUAGUUCUUCCUGGUUUUGGUCUUUUUGUAGUCGGACCUCCAGGCCCUCCAGGUCCGCCGGGUCCUCCAGGGCCUCCGGGGCCUCCUGGUCCCCCAGGUCCUCCUGGGCCACCCGGUUUACCGGGUGGUGGUUUUGUAGUAGGUCCUCCCGGGCCACCGGGGCCUCCUGGUGAUCCCGGUUUUUUUGUGGUGGGACCACCGGGUCCUCCUGGACCUCCUGGACCUCCCGGUCCUCCAGGCCCUCCCGGACCCCCCGGACCUCCGGGAGACCUCUUGUUCUUGCAUGCCAUAAUGUAUGCCUUUGACGUCUUUUGUCACCCACAUGAUUAUCAGAUCUUUCUCAUUCCUUUCUUACCUGGAGUUCCUGGUGUUUUUGUUGUCGGUCCUCCAGGGCCGUUAGGACCUCCCGGUCCUCCCGGUCCACCGGGUCCACCUGGUCCCCCUGGUUUUCCUGGUAGUCCAGUUGUUGGUCCACCUGGACCUCCCGGCCCGCCAGGUCCCCCCGGUCCCCCAGGUCCUCCGGGUUUCCCAGGAUGUUUAGUCGGCGUGGUUGGUCCAGUCGGUCCUCCUGGUCCUCCUGGUCCCCCCGGGCCCCCGGGUCCGCCAGGUCCACCCGGACCUCCCGGACCUUCUGGCUUACCCGGUUUCUUUGUCGCUGGCGAUGUUGGUUGCCCCGCUGGUGGUCCGCCAGGAACCAUACCUGGCCCUCCUGGUCCACCGGGACCUCCAGGCCCGCCCGGACCACCGGGCCCACCGGGCCCUCCGGGACCUGCAGGUCCCCCAGGACCUCCCGGACCUCCUGGGCCUCCUGGUCUGCCUGGUCGCUUUGUUGGCUUGGUUGGUUUAGUUGGUACACCAGGCUUAGGAGUUUUGGGUCCACCGGGUCCACCGGGUCCUCCUGGACCCCCAGGGCCACCUGGGCCUCCGGGCCCGCCGGGUCCUCCAGGUCCUCCUGGGUAUGGUGGUCGACGUUUUGUUGGAGUUGUUGGUUUGGUUGGUACACCCGGCUUUGCAGUCGUAGGUCCGCCCGGUCCACCUGGACCCCCCGGACCGUUUGGUCCCCCUGAUCUGAUAACAGGUGGAAACGUGUCUAAACAACAUUGCUGGGAGAGACAUGACGUACCUGGUCCUCCCGGACCACCGGGUCCACCGGGGCCGUCGGGGCCUCCUGGUCCCCCUGGGGUUCCCGGGUUUCUUGUUGUCGGUUUUUUCGUCGGUACACCUGGUCUUGGUGUUGUUGUUUUAGGACCAUUUGGACCGCCUGGUCCCCCGGGACCUCCUGGGCCGCCCGGACCACCGGGUCCUCCGGGUCCUCCAGGACCACCCGGUUUUCCGGGCCCACCUGGUUUUCCGGGACGCUUGGUUGUGGGUCCACCGGGCCCUCCUGGCCCUCCAGGGCCCCCGGGUCCUCCUGGUGUACCUGGCUUCUUUGUUGUAGGACCGUAAGGACCACCGGGACCUCCUGGGCCACCCGGACCUCCGGCAAAUGUAAAGUGUUCUGAUACGUUACCUCCAGGUCCUCCUGGUCCCCCGGGACCUCCUGGGCCGCCCGGACCACCGGGUCCUCCAGGUCCUCCAGGACCAUUCGGUCCACCGGGUCCACCCGGCUUACCAGGCGGGUUUUUGGUUGGCUUGGUCUUCUUGGUUGGCACUCUUGAAGGUUUUGUCGUGGGGCCUCCCGGACCCCCGGGUCCUCCUGGACCACCCGGUCCUCCAGGUCCUCCUGGUCCCCCCGGUCCUCCGGGACCUCCAGGACCGCCUGGUCCCCCUGGGCCCCCUGGUCCACCGGGUCCACUGGGACCUCCCGGACCACCCGGUGAACCCGGUUUCUUCGUUGGCUUGGUUGGUUUUGUCGUUUUUCCAGGACGAGGUGUCGAAGGCCCUCCCGGUCCCCCCGGACCACCCGGACCUCCCGGACCUCCCGGACCACCGGGUCCUCCUGGCCCACCGGGACCGCCUGGCCCACUUGGACCUCCGGGAGUUCCUGGUUUCUUUGUGGGUUUAGUUGGUUUGGUAGUUUUUCCUGGAACAGGUGUGGUCUUUCCACCGGGUCCACCAGGGCCUCCUGGACCUCCAGGACCCCCAGGGCCACCCGGGCCGCCGGGUCCUCCGGGGCCACCAGGUCCCCCAGGCCCACCGGGUGUUCCCGGAGCAUGUUUAGUUGGUGUCGUAGGUCGUGUAGAUUUACCUGCAAGAAAAAAUGUUGAGUGGAGUGAAUACAAUUCUUCUCUUCAUAAGCUACAGGCGCGACAUUCAACUCCUGGCCUCUUGGUUGUUGGUCCGCCUGGUCCCCCCGGGCCACCGGGACCGCCUGGACCUCCUGGACCACCGGGGCCUCCAGGUUUGCCUGGGGGCUUUGUUUUUGUUCCCGGUUUAGGAGUUGUUUUUGGUCCCCCGGGUCCACCCGGGCCACCUGGACCUCCUGGACCUCCCGGUCCACCCGGUCCACCAGGUCCCCCAGGUCCACUCGGACCUCCUGGCCCACCAGGACCUCCCGGCCCUCCUGGACCGCCGGGGUUUCCUUUUGAAGCAAAAAAAUUGCUCGAUGUCAUGUCGAUAGUACAAUUGUAUUGCCAAAGCUGGACACUAAGGCAAUUCAAACUUUUUAACAUGAUUUAUUCCGUACCUGGUGGAUUUUUAGUUGGUUUUGUUGUUUGACCAGGGCGAGAUCCCCCGGGUCCUCCUGGGCCACCUGGUCCACCGGGGCCUCCUGGACCACCCGGACCUCCGGGUCCACCGGGGCUUCCAGGGCCUCCU